This is a messenger RNA of Leguminivora glycinivorella, 2241 nucleotides long. RefSeq names its product adenosine 3'-phospho 5'-phosphosulfate transporter 2 (gene Papst2). The record is from RefSeq and is a predicted model, not a curated record. Gene Ontology annotation, molecular function: 3'-phosphoadenosine 5'-phosphosulfate transmembrane transporter activity. Gene Ontology annotation, cellular component: Golgi membrane; endoplasmic reticulum membrane. Gene Ontology annotation, biological process: transmembrane transport. The coding region runs from base 141 to 1256 and encodes 371 amino acids. The transcript has 6 exons. Lineage: Eukaryota; Metazoa; Arthropoda; Insecta; Lepidoptera; Tortricidae.
AGCUUUAAAUAUACAGGAUACGUGUCUAACAAUAAUAAGUGCAUUUAAUAAUUUAUCUUACAAUUAGAAACGGGUGACACAAGAUGAUAACAAGAAUCAUAAUGAAGAUUUAAAACGGCCAGAGUCUUUUUGACAACACAAUGUCUUCCAAAGACACUAUUAUUAAGAUUGAUGACUCAAGAAAUGGCAGAGAGAGUCAAAAAACAGAGAUUAAUAUACUCUGCCUCAAUCUAACGCCAUACAGCCAGCUCACACAGUUUCUUUGUUGUUGUAUAUUUGUAUUUAUUUGCUAUUUAGCCUAUGGAUUAUACCUAGAACUCAUAUUUUCUGAGCCGGAGGUGAAACCAGUGAGUUUGUAUGUAACUUUAGUACAAUUUAUUAUUACUAUGGCGCUCAGUUAUGUCGAAUCAUUGAUAAGGAAUCCAAUUAAGAGAAAAGUACCAUUAAAAAUAUAUGCCCUAUUAGCAGCAUUGACUCUUGGAACCAUGUCACUCUCAAACCUAGCACUAAGUUACCUGAACUACCCGACGCAGCUGAUCUUCAAGAGCUGCAAGCUCAUACCGGUGAUGAUCGGCAGCAUCAUUAUACUGGGGAAGAGAUAUGGCUUCCUGGACUAUGUGGCGGCUGUCGUCAUGUGUAUAGGCCUCACAAUGUUUACUUUAGCGGAUUCUAUGACGUCUCCAAACUUCGACGUAGUAGGAGUGAUCGUGAUAUCCCUAGCCCUCCUCUGUGACGCCAUCAUCGGCAACGUGCAAGAGAAGGCCAUGAAGCAAUUCCAGGCGUCCAAUAAUGAAGUGGUUUUCUACUCUUAUGCGAUUGGCUGCGUUUAUUUGGUGGUCAUUACGGGGAGUACGGGGAUAUUAGCUAAUGGAUAUGUUUACUGCUCACAGGUCACCAGCCCACUAACCAUGUACAUCAACAUAUUCCUGCUGAGCUUGAGCGGGUACCUCGGCCUGCAGGCGGUGCUAACGCUAGUCCGGAUAAGCGGGGCGACUGUGGCAGUGACAGUCACCACUAUGAGAAAGGCACUGUCGAUUGUCAUAUCGUUCGUGUUGUUUAGCAAGCCGUUCGUUUUCCAAUACGUGUGGUCCGGUAUGUUGGUUGCUCUAGCAAUAUACUUGAAUCACUACAGCAAGAAAAACCCAGGCUACGUCCCCGGUAUUGUACAGGCUUGCAUACAUUCCACGCGCGCGUUCUACCAAUCAGAGUAUAGGUAUUUAAGAAUGAAGUCCAAAAUCUAUGCAGACACUGUAUAGUAGGAUAAUGUAGCUAGUUAUAGGUAAGGCCGCUGAUUGCUACACACUCGAUAAGUAUGUAUGUAUAAGCUUUAUUGUACAUAAAGGAAACAAAACAGAGUCAGUAAUAUACAAAUAAGGUCAUAAGUCACAAGGUACGUAAGAUUUUGUAGUUGCUUUUAAAGACACUGCGUUUAACAGUAAGGGCCCCCCUCAUUAAGCGUCUCCCGAGCGUAGCGUCGGGCCAACUGUAUGGCAAAGCCUGACGACGCCGUCUUUUUUCAUACAGUUGACCCGACGCUAUGCUCGCGAGAUGUGGGGGACCUAACCCCUUGACCGCUAAUGACUGACUGCAACUGUGCGUUCGGCAUUACAUAAUCGCCGACUCAACAUUAAACGACUGUACGUUUCAUAGUAAACAUUCCAAGUUCAAUUUUAAGAUUCCAUUUAAGAGUAGAUAUCUAUAAUGGUCGAUAUUCGAAGAUGCUUGGAUUGAACGUGGAGACGCAUUUUGAUACUUGCUACAGAAACGAUGAGUCUUCUCAAGAUAGAGCUCAAAUUGUUACCAAUGUCUCAAAUAUUAUAGACGCCUAAUUAACUAAACUUGUGUGAGUAUGGUGAUAAAACAGCAUUUGUAUCUGUACUAUACUUAUAUAUAUGUAGCAUUCACGGUCAUUAGGUAGAGAAAUGAACGGCAUAGCCGGCAUAUUUCUAAGUUGAACUUGUUGGGUUUUUUACAGCAAAAUAUUUCAUCUUUUUUUGACUUUGUACAGUUCCUAUCAAAUUUUUCGAAAGUACCAUAGUUUAUCUUAAGAGGUACUUUAUCUAAAUAUUCUAAAAUAAAUCGUUUAUAUGUGAGAAUUAUUAAAUAGUACAUUUUGAUACAAGUGCGAAAAAAAGGAAGUUCGAAACGAGUGGCGAUAAAUUAAAACACGACCGAAGGGAGUGUUUUAAAUCGACACGAGUUACGAAUUUCCUUUUCGCACGUGUAUCGAACGACGUUUUU